AUGUCCCUGGCAGGAGACACAGGCCAGACUUACAGCCCCCUCACCCCCAGUCUCUCACUGGCCAUCCUCCCCAACUCCACCAUGGAGGCCGCGCCCUGGCAAGUAGAAAACCAGAAGAUUCCCUCUCUGCACUUGGACAAGUACCUCCAGCUCCCUCCAUACCAGCGGCCCCCCGACCCGGCUGGCCGUCGGUCUGCGCCAGCUGCCCGUGGAGCCAGGCUCCGAGAAGAGGCGGUCACCAAGUCCCUUCUGAUUGGAUGGCCGCGAAGUCCCAGCGGGCGCCCCCGCACCUUAAAACUGGAGCAGAGCGAGUGGGAGCUCGAGCCCGCCCCCGGGCCCAGCCCUGCACGCGGCGGCGAGGGCGGCCGCGCGGCCAUGGCCGACCUCAAGUCGCUGUCGGGGGACGCGUACCUGGCGCUGAGCCACGGCUACGCGGCGGCGACGGCGGGCCUGGCCUACGGGGCGGGGCCCGGGGGCGCGGCGGACGCGCGGCGGCGGCCCCGGGAGCAGCGCUCGCUGCGGCUGAGCAUAAACGCGCGCGAGCGGCGGCGGAUGCACGACCUGAACGACGCGCUGGACGGGCUGCGCGCCGUCAUCCCCUACGCGCACAGCCCGUCGGUGCGCAAGCUCUCCAAGAUCGCCACGCUGCUGCUCGCCAAGAACUACAUCCUCAUGCAGGCGCAGGCCCUGGACGAGAUGCGGCGCCUCGUGGCUUACCUCAACCAGGGCCAGGGCCUGGCGGCGCCUGUGACCGCUGCGCCCCUGGCGCCCUUCGGCCAGGCCGCUGUAUACUCUUUCUCCGCGGGCGCCCCGCUGCCCUGCCCAGACAAGUGCACCGCCUUCUCCGGGACGCCCUCGGCGCUUUGCAAACACUGUAACGAGAAGCCAUGA
This is a messenger RNA of Neomonachus schauinslandi (Hawaiian monk seal), 891 nucleotides long. RefSeq names its product basic helix-loop-helix family member e23 (gene BHLHE23). The record is from RefSeq and is a predicted model, not a curated record. Bases 1 to 891 code for a protein of 296 amino acids. NCBI's taxonomy places the organism in Eukaryota, Metazoa, Chordata, Mammalia, Carnivora, Phocidae. Gene Ontology annotation, molecular function: protein dimerization activity. The transcript is spliced from 4 exons.